AUGGCAGGGGCUAGGGUGCUACCACUUGUCAUCGCCCCUACCAUCGCCAACAUCAAGCUCCAUCACGUGCUGAUUGACGGAGGCGCCAGCCUCAACGUCAUCAGCUAUGCAGCUUUCAAGCAGCUGCAAAUCCCGGAGUCCAGACUGGACCCAUCACGCCCAUUCUCCGGAGUGGCCCCACAACCCGUCUACCCGGUGGGGACCAUCUCCCUGCCGGUUACAUUCGGGACGGAGGAAAACUUCCACAUAGAGAGCGUUCAGUUCGACGUUGCGAAGGUCAACCUCCCAUUCAAUGCCAUUAUUAGCAGGCCGGCUCUGUAUCGGUUCAUGGCCGUUGCCCAUUAUGGGUAUCUGGUUCUCAAGAUGUCGUCCCCUGCAGGGGUCCUCACUGUGAAGGGUGACCGGAUCGCUGCUGUGGCGGCAGUUGAGAAGCUGCACGCGCUAGCAGCAGGCCUCGUCCCGGCUGCUAGCGCAAAGGGGUCCGACCCCUCACCCUCGCGCUCUAGGGCACCAGCCAAGGCACCCAAGGUCCAUCCAUCAUAUACGGACGAUGUUCCUGUGAAAAACUUCUAG
Panicum hallii is the source of this 573-nucleotide messenger RNA. RefSeq lists its product as uncharacterized. Bases 1 to 573 code for a protein of 190 amino acids. The transcript has a single exon. The record is from RefSeq and is a predicted model, not a curated record. Lineage: Eukaryota; Viridiplantae; Streptophyta; Magnoliopsida; Poales; Poaceae.